Microplitis mediator is the source of this 6215-nucleotide messenger RNA. It is a transcript of the gene E(Pc), whose product is annotated as enhancer of polycomb homolog 1. Gene Ontology annotation, cellular component: piccolo histone acetyltransferase complex. Lineage: Eukaryota; Metazoa; Arthropoda; Insecta; Hymenoptera; Braconidae. Gene Ontology annotation, biological process: regulation of transcription by RNA polymerase II. Bases 633 to 3515 code for a protein of 960 amino acids. The record is from RefSeq and is a predicted model, not a curated record. The transcript has 9 exons.
GAAUUUAGCUAGUAAAGUUGAGUGCCCGUGGUAUAACUAUCUGGCUUUGAAGCAGCCUUAAAACAUGAGCGUUGAAAAAGAAGGCGAGUAUAAGGAAUAAGGAUACCUUUAAAAUAAAUGGUUUGAGCUACGGUCCUGUUUUGCGACUGGUUCACCCGUAGAUUAAAUGGCUGUACGUCGGCCAUGAUGGCUUUGAGCAGGGACCGUGUAACGCAAACAUGUAUUAACAGUGAAAUAUUUAGUUUAGUGAAUGAGUGAGGGUGAUUAGAUAUAAUGGCUGAUGAACGAUGAGACCCUGAAGAAUUUAUUGCGGUGGGUGUUGAGGCCUAUGGUGGUGCCUCAAACUUCUAGGGCCCCGAAAAGGAACUCGAGGUUCCAAAGCACGCCCCGGACACCCCGCUCCCUCUCCUCAGUAUCAUUCACACACAUUCAUAUUAUAUACAACGACAGUUUAUACAAUAUACUAUUUAUUUCGAGGGAGGGAGAGGGAUUAAAGGGGCCCUUGGUGUUACUUAAAAGUUUGGGCCCAAUUUUAAGACCCUUGUUUUAGUGACGCGAGUGUAAAUAAAUAGACGUCAAUUUUUAUUUUAAAUAUAUAUUUAGUUGAAGCUAGGUUAUUACGUGCAUCUACGAUGAGCAAGCUGUCGUUCAGGGCGAAGCCCCUGGACGCUUCUAAACCAAUGCCUAUUUUUAUGGCUGAAGAUUUGCCUGAUUUGCCGGAUUAUUCAGCAAUUAAUCGUGCAGUACCACAAAUGCCAAGUGGUAUGACUAAAGAGGAAGAAUGUGAACACCAUCUUCAAAGAGCGAUAUGCGCGGGUUUAAUUAUUCCAACUCCCGAAGUUACGGAUUUAACAGAUGUAGAAGCUUACGAUAAAAUUUAUCCUGCCGAUUACAAAUUACCACGACAAUUAAUACACAUGCAACCAUUUGCAAUGGAACAAGAUAUACCAGACUAUGAUAUGGAUUCCGAAGAUGAAAAAUGGGUCGGAAUACAAAGUGAAAAAAUGGACUUGACGCCAUUGCAAUUUGAAGAAAUGAUGGAUAGACUUGAAAAAAAUUCAGCACAAAAAACAGUAUCAUUACAAGAAGCUAAAGCUUUAUUAAAAGAAGACGAUGAUCUUAUUAUCGCUGUUUUUGAUUAUUGGUUAGAUAAACGUCUUAGAAACCCACAACAUCCAUUAUUAUUAACUGUGAAAACGGAUAAUCGUCUUGGAUCUGCGGCCAACAAUCCUUACUUAGCAUUUCGUAGGAUAACUGAAAAAAUGCAAACACGUAAAAAUCGUAAAAAUGAUGAAACUAGUUAUGAAAAAAUGCUUAAAUUACGUAGGGAUCUUAGUAAAGCGGUUACACUACUUGAAUUAGUUAAAAGACGUGAGAAAACAAAACGUGAACAUCUUCAUCUGACCAUUGAAGUUUUUGAAAAAAGGUAUCAAGCAGAAGAUUUCAGUGGUCAAAUAUUAGCAGAAGUAUCAGCAUUAAAAACAACACGUCCAGCAUUUGCUCCAUUAUUUACAAAUCAAUUUGGCGUACAUCAAAAUUGGUCAAAUAAAGUUUGUAAUAAAGAUGAUGGUUUACAAAGAAAAGAAAAACGACAGUAUAAAAAACGAAAACAUAAAUUAGACGGCCGUAGUGGAUUAGACGAUAGUGUAUUACGUAGUGGUAGUGCUUGUGGUGGUGUUGGUGGUAGUAAUCGUAAUUCACGUACUGGUGUCCUCGGUAGUGGGCUGGACCCGCUUGUCAGCUCUGACGAAGAUAAUCCAUUUCCUCAUACGCAGUUAUCAAUUUCUAAAGAACGUGAUGAUGAUGAUACUGCCGAUGAGGGUCCGUUUGCAUUUAGGCGCAAUCGGUAUUGCAAUUAUUUACCUCCUGUACCAGGUGGUUUUGGUAAUUGGCCUUGGUGUAAUAAAGACGAAGGUGGUACAGCUGAUAAAAAAUACAGGUUUGCGUUAACAAGUAUUAGUAAACCUACUCCAAGAUGUAUUGGUCUUGCAAGACGAAGAUAUGGUCGUGGCGGAAGAGUCAUAUUGGAUCGUUAUCCAAGUGAUAUUGAUGAUAUUUGGUCAUCAUUAGACUUCACAAUACACGAAUCAUGUCAAAAUAAUGAUUCAAUAACUACUGCCACACCAACAACAACAAACUCCGUUAAAAAAGAAUGGUUACAUUUCCGGCCAAAAACUCCGUUAGGCACAGAUGCAAACCAAAAUGAAGAGGUAGCAACAGGUUGGAGUACAUCAAGUAAUAGUAGUAGUGAAGAAUCCGAGUCUGAAAUGGAUAAUUUUUACACGAAUAGUUCAAUAGGAACAAAAACUAAAAAACCAGCAUCGUCGUAUCCAUUUCCAACGGAAGCAACGUCAAUAUGCGUUGAUAUAGAGCCCGAUCGACCUAGCAGUGAUGAAAUAUUUACAGCGGAAUUCAAUAUCGCUGAUUAUUUUUCAGUUGAUGAUGAUGGACUGACGAGUUUUGACCUCGGUGUUUUAACAACAUCGUCAUCGACGUCUACAACAACAAUAACAACGUCAGCAGUAUCGUUAUUAUCAUCAACAGCACCUACAAUUUGUGAAGAACUCGGUAGUUCGCGCUUUCAAGUGACUCCAGUAAACAAUAAUGUGUUUAGUUGUCGUAAUCAGUGUAAUAGUGUCGGUAAAAGUGUAAAUAAUUCAUCUGGUUCAACAACAACAACAACAACAAUAACAACAACAACAACAACUUCCACAUCAUCAUUAUCUUCAUCAACACAAUCAUUAUUAUCUUCAUCUUCAUCCUCUUCAUUAUCGUCAUCAUCAUCAUCAUCCUCAUCGUCAUCGUCGUCGACGUCGUCUUCAUCAUCAAUAUCAUUGUCAUCUACCUCUAACGUUCAAUCAUUUUCCUUACCAUUAACAACAGUAACUACUUCCUUGGUAACACAAACCGAAAGUGGAAUAACGAAACACGUUAAUCAUUAUAGACAAUUAAUGAACAAUCAAUUAUCAUCAUUACCCUCGUCAUCGUCGACGUCGGGAACGACGUCAUCGGCAACAUCGUCGUCUAUAUUAUCGAAAUCAUUGACUAGUCCAACGAGAAAUUUACGAGUUACUAGUGUUACAAACUAUGGUAAUGGCCAUCAAAAUGGUCCAACCUCUCAUAUAAUUAAUAGUAAUAGUGUUGUUGUUAGUGGAUCGGCUGCUGUUGUGCAAAAUAAUACUGGAACUUAUGUUAGUAAUAAUCAAUCAACCAUUAUUAUACCCCAAAAACAUUCUUCACCGUCCGGUUUAUUACCUGGGUUUAUAGCUCAAACUAAACUUGCUAAUUUAGCGAGGCAGCAACAACAACAACAACAGUUACAGCAACAACAACAAGGACAAAUACAACAACAAAUACCUACGUCCGGGGAAAUUACGCUUACUAGUAAUAAUAGUGAAGGAUUGAGCAUGGAAGUAGAUGGUGUCGAGGGAUCAUCAUGCGAAAGUAAACAACAGCAGCAACAGCAACUUGUACGAACUAACAAAAAUAAUUCACUCGCGAUGGAAGUGACAUGAUGCCUACUGUUGACAUCCCCAUUAUUACUUGCGUCUUGUAAUUGGGGGAUUUGCUAAUAAAUAAAAUUGCUCGAGACAUUUGUCUUGAAAGUAAAAAUAAAGAAAAAAAAAUUAUAUAAAAAAAUAAAAUUAAAUAAUUAAGAAUGAAACAACCAAGAUAAAAGUAAAAAUGAAUGAAAGAGAAAAAAUCUAAUAUAGUCAACUAUAUCAUUUUCGAGGUUUUUUCUGUAUUAUAUAUAAUUUAUAUAAUUUCAAGCCAAUAAUAUAAUUAUUAAUUCAUCAUUAACUUUAUGACGAAAUAAUAAAUUGAUAGACGAAAAACAUGUCAAUUGUUUAUAUUAUUUAUUGUACAUUGUAAAAAAAAAAGAAAAAAAAAUGAAAAAAAACAAUGCUUAAACAUAUUUUCUUCCUUUUUUCUAAGUCAAAUUAACUUGUUUAUUGUAUUGUUAUUAUUAUAGUUAUAAUGAUUCAAAUUUGUACAGAAAAUAAAAAAUAGUUGUAAUGAACUUUUUUUUUCAAAUUGAAAAGAAAUCUACUUAAUUAACAAAAAAAAAAAAAUAGAAUGACGCUAAGAUAUUAAUUGUCAAAUUCAAAUAAUAAAUUUUGUUAUAUGUUUAAACAAUUAAAAAAAAUGUAUAAAUAAUACAAUUUAAUAUUGAUAGGGUUUAACAAUUAAAUUGUAAUUAGCCUAAUUUCAUUUUAAGAAAUAAAUUUCGAUUAAUUAAAAAAAAAAAAUUGUAAUUUUCUUUUUUAUUAGCCGUUCAACAGAGAAACCUCGAAGAAAAAUUAAAUAAAUGGACAAAAAGUGUAAAUGGGAGUAUGAGAAAGAAUGAAGAGUUUAGUUAUAGAUGACGAUUUAUUAAAUAAAAAAUAUAAAAUAAUACAAAUACAAAUAAAAAUAAUAAAAAUCGUUGUAAAUAUUAAAAAAAAAAUACAUUACGCUUAUUGUAUCUCUUAACUUUAGGCAAUUUAAUUAAUUAUUAAUUAAUAAAUAAAUGUAAUUAAAUGUUGUGGUAGGUACACAGCGAUGUGUAAAGAAUAAAAAACAAAAAUAUGGACUAAUUCCAAGUAAAAAAAAUAUAUACAUUUAAAAAAAACUACAAUUUUUAGGAGAAGUAAUAAAGAAAUUUUAUCCUUCAUAAACUAAUUAUUUUUUUCUUUCUUUAUUUUGUUUUUUGUUAAACUCAUUUAUUUUUUAUACUGUUGUGUAUUGAAUAUUUUUCAAUUCCUUUGAAUGCCUUAAUUUUUUUCAUUUCUAAAUUGUUUUUUUUUUACAUUUUUAUUCUAGCAGCUCAAAAUCAAUUGUCUACUAUUAUUUUAUAAUAAUUAUUUUUUAAUCCUAAUGUUACUGAUAAUGCGCAAUAAAAACAAAUGAAUUAUUUUCACUUUUUUUUUUUUUUAUAAUACACAUGGCAGUGUUACAAUUCUACUCACAACAUCUCUAUUCAAGGGAAGUAGCUACAACUCUACUCACUCACAACUUUACUCAGCCUCAACUCUACUCACAGUUCUUUUUACUCAGGUUUAACUCUACUCUGUUAUAUUUUUACUCAGCUGCAACUCUACUCACUCACAACUUUACUCACGUAUUUUAGCCUAUCGAUAAAAUAGCAACUCUUUCUGAGUAGAAUUGUAGCUGAGUAAAAAUAUAACUGAGUAGAGUUAAACCUAAGUAAAAAGAACUGUGAGUAGAGUUGAGGCCGAGUAAAAAUAUAACUGAGUAGAGUUAAACCUGAGUAAAAAGAACUGUGAGUAGAGUUGAGGCUGAGUAAAAAUAUAACUGAGUAGAGUUAAACCUGAGUAAAAAGAACUGUGAGUAGAGUUGAGGCUGAGUAAAAAUAUAACUGAGCAGAGUUAAACCUGAGUAAAAAGAACUGUGAGUAGAGUUGAGGCUGAGUAAAGUUGUGAGUGAGUAGAGUUAUAGCUACUUCCCUUGAGUAGAGAUGUUGUGAGUAGAAUUAUAACACUGCCAAACACAUUUUAUCUAUUCAAUUGGACUGUAAUAAAAGAAGAUAGUAAAUAUGAGAAGAAACUAAAAAAAUAAAUUAGAAAAACAAGUUUUCGUAAAAUAUUAGUAAUAAAAAUAAUCAACUUUAGAUUAUUACGAUUACAAUAAUAAUAAUAUUAAUAAUAAUAAUAAUAAUAAUAAUAAUAUUAAUAAUAGUACUAAUAAUAAAUGAUAAAGAAUGUGAAAAAAAUAAAUAAAUAAACAAGACUGAUUGUGAGUUUAAACCAUCUAAUAUUUAUUUAUUAUUGAGCAGUAACAAAAAAAACUAAUAUUACUAACAAAAAAAUAUUCAAGCAAUUUAAAAUUUUGCGCUCUAAUUCCAUCGACAGUAGCGCCAAUAAAAUACUCAAUGUUUUUUUUUAAAUUGAAAUUUAGGGUAUUCCUCUUUUUUAUGGACUUUUUGCCUUGAUUAAUUUUGUUCAUGUAAGCUUUACUAAUUAUUAUUAUGAGUAACAAAUAAAAUGAUUAUUAUUAUACUAAAAACAAAAGAAUAAUAAUAAUAAUAUAUGAAAUUAGUAAAUUUAGAUAAUAAAACUAAAUAAAGGUAUUGUAAAUAGUGAGCCAACUACGGGUCGAAUUUUGACAUUAAAUUAAUUAUUAUAAAUAAACUUAUUAAUUGGAUUAUUUAAUAUACAUAUAAAAUUAUAAUGCGCAAAAAAACAUAUUAAACAAAAAAAAAAUUAAAAAAAAAA